This is a messenger RNA of Protopterus annectens (West African lungfish), 966 nucleotides long. RefSeq names its product olfactory receptor 2B6-like. Bases 1 to 966 code for a protein of 321 amino acids. Gene Ontology annotation, cellular component: membrane. NCBI's taxonomy places the organism in Eukaryota, Metazoa, Chordata, Ceratodontiformes, Protopteridae. The transcript has a single exon. Gene Ontology annotation, molecular function: G protein-coupled receptor activity; olfactory receptor activity. The record is from RefSeq and is a predicted model, not a curated record. Gene Ontology annotation, biological process: G protein-coupled receptor signaling pathway.
AUGCCAGCAAUGUCAGAACAGAACCACACACGUUUUCACGUGUCACACUUUGUCUUCAGUGCUUUUCCUGGAUUUCAGGACUGGACAUCAAGGACUAUCAUCUUUACAGUUUUCUUUACAGGAUUUACUGCUACAUUAUUUGGAAACCUAAUUGUUUUAAUAGUUAUGAUGUUAGACAACGGACUACAUGUUCCUAUGUAUUAUUUCAUUGGUAACCUUGCUGUAUUAGACUUAUUCAUCCCAACAGUAACAAUUCCACAGAUGCUGUACUAUUUAAUCAGUGAUGACAAUGUGAUUGGUUUUGGUACCUGUGUCACACAAAUGACUUCCAUUAUGAUUUUUAGAAUUACAGAGGGCUGUUUAUUGGGUAUUAUGGCAUAUGACCGUUAUCAAGCUGUUUGCUGGCCUCUUCACUAUUCUACAAUGAUGACUAACAAGCAUGCUAUUGCACUGUCUGCUUGCUGCUGGAUAACAGGACUCAUGACAUCAUUGCUUCUGGCAUCAUGGGUAUUUUGUACACCAUUUUGUGGACCCAAUAAAAUUGAUCACUACUGCUGUGAACUUAUUGCAAUCACUGCUUUAGCUUGUGGUGAUGUUUCUGUCCAAGAUGCAAUUAAUUUUUUAGGUGCUAUGAUAUUAAUAAUAGUGAUGCUGUUUUCUAUUGGGUUUUCAUAUGGAAAAAUUGUUGUUUCAGUUCUUAAAGUUGCUUCUUCCAAAGAACGCUGGAAAGCAUUUUCUACUUGCACCAGCCACCUGUUUGUCAUUGCUGUUUUCUAUCUAGUAGCAGCUGUUGUGUUCCUCUCCUACAAAGUACCUGGGUUCUCUGUUGAUGCACGAGUAUUGGCUGCUGUGUUGCAGAACAUUCUUCCCUCACUGGUUAACCCCUUAAUUUAUUUUUUGAAAACCAAAGAUAUCAGGGUCAGUUUCUUCAAAAUUCUUAAAAAAUAUCACACCCGUAAUGGUUGA